GCUUUAACAUUGUGUUUUUAGGUUAGGAAAGAAAUCGACAGCCGCGUGCCACCUAUCUAGUUUGUUUGUAGACUUUGACUUGCUCUGCAACUAGACAUUUUUGGCCCAGAUCUCUCAAAAACAAUGGAAGAUGUGAAGCUGCAUAGUUUCUGGCCUAGCCCGUACUGUUACAGAGUGAUAUGGGCACUGAAACUAAAGGGUAUCAGAUAUGAGUACGUAGAAGAAGACCUUUCCAACAAAAGUCAAGCACUAUUGCAGUACAACCCGAUUCAUAAGAAGGUUCCGGUACUUGUUCAUGGCGGCAAACCAAUUGUGGAGUCCAUGGUUAUUCUUGAAUACAUAGAAGAAACGUGGCCGGAUCAUCCUUUGCUACCAAAAGAUGCUUACGAGAGAGCCACAGCUCGAUUCUGGAUUCAAUUUGGAAUAGACAAGGGCAUGGCAUUUUUUGCAUUUUUCCGAGCGACUGAAGAAGAGAAAGAGAAGGCAGCAAAAGAAGCAUUAGAAGUGCUAAAAAUCCUGGAAGAGCAAUGCCUUGGAGACAAGAAGUUUUUCGGAGGGGAAAACAUUGGGAUGGUAGAUAUAGCAUAUGGGUGGCUGGCUCACUGGUUUGAAGCCUCGGAAGAAAUGGUUGGUGUGAAAUUGGUGGAACCAAGCACUUUGCCUCGCUUACAUGCCUGGAUUCAGCGUCUUAAAGAAAUUCCAGUGAUAAAAGAGAACCUUCCUGAUCGUGAGAGACUGCUGGUGCAUUUUAGACGCUUAAGGCAGAUGUUUCUCUCGGACCCGUCUAUGUAGGUCAUGAUCACUAGAAAUCUAGUAGCCCCAAUGUGUGAUCUAUGCAGGAACCAGGGGAAAUCUGGAUAUAUAUUUAUCCUGAUCCGGAUCACCAAGCAAGAACUUUAUGUUGUGGAGACUAGAUUACAAGCUAAGAUUAUCCAGUGACGUUAAAUUAUUGUACCUGAUCUAUUAUCUUGGAGAUAUCCAUGAACCUUGUGAUCGUUUUUUUUUUCCUUUCAAUUUCUUCUUUUCAGCUGGAAA
Molecule: messenger RNA, 1035 nt
Organism: Populus trichocarpa (black cottonwood)
Lineage: Eukaryota; Viridiplantae; Streptophyta; Magnoliopsida; Malpighiales; Salicaceae
Product: glutathione transferase GST 23
Exons: 2
Coding region: 124-792 (222 amino acids)
Biological process (GO): glutathione metabolic process
Cellular component (GO): cytoplasm
Molecular function (GO): glutathione transferase activity
Source: RefSeq, a predicted model, not a curated record